Messenger RNA from Glarea lozoyensis ATCC 20868, 2064 nucleotides. RefSeq names its product Multidrug resistance efflux transporter EmrE. Gene Ontology annotation, cellular component: membrane. Gene Ontology annotation, biological process: magnesium ion transport. Bases 1 to 2064 code for a protein of 687 amino acids. Lineage: Eukaryota; Fungi; Ascomycota; Leotiomycetes; Helotiales; Helotiaceae. The transcript has 2 exons. Gene Ontology annotation, molecular function: magnesium ion transmembrane transporter activity. The record is from RefSeq and is a predicted model, not a curated record.
AUGCCUGCACUAUCGUAUAUCCAACCCGCGACAAUCCUCGGCGGUGGGGAGACGCAACUGCAGAGAUGGUCAUCUUUGAUUGGUAUCGUCACGGCAAUUAUCGGGAAUAUCCUCAUAUCUUUCGCUCUGAAUAUUCAGCGAUACGCACAUAUUCGACUUCAUGAUGAGAAGGCACGACGCAAGGAAAGAGCAAAGAGUGCUGCGAAAGGCGCACAAAGUGGCUAUGGAACAAUUGGGCGCGAAGGCGAAAAUGCGAGAAAUCCUCAAAACGAUGAACCAGCGAAUGGAGACGGAGAAGAUCUUUUGCAGAGCUCAUUCCACUCUUCAGGCACAGACAAAUCCGACAACUCAACCUGCUCAAAACAUGACACAACCCAAGUCCAGACCUAUCUCAAGUCGCCGUACUGGUGGGGAGGCAUUAUUCUGAUGACAGUGGGGGAAGCGGGGAACUUUCUUGCAUAUGGAUUCGCACCCGCCUCUAUCGUAUCGCCAUUGGGGGUCGUGGCAUUGAUAUCGAACUGUGUUAUAGCACCUAUCAUGCUAAAGGAGAGAUUUCGAUUCCGAGACUUUUGCGGAGUGGUUGUCGCUGUCGCUGGGGCGGUCGUUGUCGUCCUUAGCGCGAAAACGCAAGAGAAAAAGUUUGGCCCGCAUGAGAUCUGGGGUGCUAUUACAAAUUUGGAGUUCGAGAUUUACAUGAGUGUCACUAUAUUUUUGAUUGCGGUUCUUAUGUGGGCAAGCCCUAAAUAUGGUAACAAGACAAUCUUGAUAGACCUCGGUUUAGUUGGCCUUUUCGGCGGCUAUACGGCAUUAUCCACCAAGGGAGUAGCAUCUAUGCUUUCUUCAACCCUUUGGAGAGCUUUCACAACGCCGGUCACCUAUGCAUUAAUAGUCAUUUUGAUCGGGACCGCAGUGAUGCAAGUUCGGUAUGUCAAUAAGGCCCUACAGAGGUUUGACUCAACGCAAGUGAUUCCAGUUCAGUUCGUGAUGUUCACACUUUCAGUCAUCAUUGGGAGUGCAAUCCUGUACAGAGACUUCGAAAAGGCCACGGCGGACAGUGUGGGCAAAUUUGUUGGCGGGUGCCUCUUGACGUUUUCAGGAGUUUACCUCAUCACCAGUGGACGCCACUCUCAGGAUGAUGAGAAUGACGAGGAUAACGAGUCAGACGAAGGAGGUGAAGAACGGAUUAACCUCAUUAACCAUGAUCCGACGGACUCGGAGACAACGCAACAGAAGCGCGAUUUUGGCUCCGUUCAAGAUUCAAAUGGUCUUGUUCAAAACGGCGAUGGCAGUUAUGACGAUUCAGAAUCAAGGAGAUCAUCUCGAGUUAGCUUUGCUGGAUCUUCUUCGCGACCACGAUCACCAAAAAUGUAUUCUAAUUCAUCAAGACUACCCAUGUCGCAAUCUUCAGGUGGGAGUAAGGACGGGAAAGAAAUACCACGUCUUCAGAAUCCUUGGAAAACUUCGAACGAAGAACUUUCGAGACAUCCCGGACUACCUAGUUCGUCUUCUCAACCCGUGCUACCUACCGAAGCGCAAACAUCACUUAACGAUCACUUGAAGCCGCCCCCACUGGGACGGCCAUCUUCACAAGGAAACGUACAUACACAUCCAAAUCAGCAACAGCACCCAACGCCACCGCAGCCUGACAGGCCAGCUACACCAGUUGCGAGGCAUUCAAUAGCUCGCAUGUUGCCAGGACCUUUUAUCUCACCUCUAUCGGGAGGUUUGAGUGUGGUGGUUGCCGACACUUUGAGACGAGGGGUAGAUUCGUCUCGGGCUAGACGACCGAAACUUGGUAUUCGGAGGUCAAAGUCUGGGUCUCAAAGGCUUUCGCAUGGAGCUAGAGUUGAAAGCUACUAUGAUGAGACGGGCACGUCACCCGCGAAACCAAUCGACCCUGACAAUAUCAGUAAAUCAUUAGACAGUGACGGGGGAACUUGGUCACGAGUGACAAGAUCACGAAGCUUAAGCAACACGCUUGGGGAUCUGUUUCGUGGGAAACGUCAACGAUUGGAGAGUCGAGAUGGGCAAGGAGAUGAGGAAGCGGGUCCAAAUGGAUCCUGA